Molecule: messenger RNA, 7423 nt
Organism: Somion occarium
Lineage: Eukaryota; Fungi; Basidiomycota; Agaricomycetes; Polyporales; Cerrenaceae
Source: the annotation of a GenBank genome assembly
GUUCCGAGGACGUUCAUCUCUCCUCUGCCUCCGACUUUCCUGCGCGUAUCUUCGGAAUGCUUUGAGGGCUCGUUUGUUAGGAGCAUAACUCUUUCUUUGUUCACUUACUCUCUCUUUGUUACAAUUACUUACUUCAGUCACGCUCAUUCAAUCGUGCAGGGAUGCCCGCACCAAGGCCAUCUCAGAGCGCCGAAGCCGCGAGAGCAGCUGCCCUCCAAGCGGAAUUCAACGAAAAGAAAUGGGUCUGGGUGCCCGACGACAAGGAAGGAUAUCUAGCAGGAUGGGUUGUGAAGGAAGAAGACGAUAUGGGCGAGGUUGUAAUGGCAUCUGGGGGUGAGGUAUGUGCAGCUAUGAUCCGACGACUACCUCUCUAUGCCCUUUCGAAGAUGAAUCCGCCAAAGUUCGAUCGCGUAGACGAUAUUGCAGACCUGACAUUCCUGAACGAGGCCAGUGUUGUACAUAACUUGAGACUCAGGUAUGGCUCAGGAGCUAUCUAUACGUAUUCUGGCUUAUUCUUGGUCGCUAUCAAUCCUUACCAGAAUCUCCCUCUCUAUUCGGAUGCUAUCGUCCACCAGUAUCGCAGCAAGCGUCGCGAUGAGAGCCCUCCUCAUAUAUUCGCUGUGGCUGAACGCGCAUGGGUUAAUAUGGGUGAGGAGCGAGAGAACCAGAGCAUCCUCAUUACCGGUGAAUCUGGUGCAGGAAAGACCGAGAGUACGAAGAAAGUUAUCCAAUAUUUAGCAGCCAUUGCCACGGAUACACAUCCGCCAACAAAUGUCCCAGCACAUUCACAGUCUCCUUCCCUUGUAGGUUCAUCGUCGUUCAAUUCGAGUAUGCCAACGACUGGCCUACCACGGAAUCCCUCUUUCCGUCGCAAUAAUUCUAUUUCUCAUACAAAGCACGCGUCGAUGUCCGCGUCAGGCUCAUCCACACUUUCGCUUACGUCCAAGGGUCGACUGGGUCUACUCGAACGCCAGAUCCUUCAAGCAAAUCCGAUAUUGGAAGCGUUUGGUAAUGCUCAAACGCAGAGGAAUAACAAUUCCAGUCGUUUCGGAAAGUUCAUUCGAAUCAGCUUUGCACCGGAUGGUAGCAUCGCUGGUGCAAACAUCGACUGGUAUCUGCUUGAGAAAAGUCGAGUGGUUGUGAGAAGUGAAGCAGAACGAAGCUUCCACGUCUUCUAUCAGCUCAUGGAAGGCGGCGGAAAUAGUCUUAAGGAGACGUUAUUGCUUGAUGGUGAGAUUGAAGACUACGAGUACCUCAAUAAGAGCCGACGGGAAGUAGACGGCAUUGAUGACCGGGAAGAGUGGAUAGCUUUGAAGAAUGCUCUCGAUACCGUAGGCUUCUCAGCAGCAGACCAGUGGGACCUUUUCCGCAUCGUUGCCGCAAUCCUCCAUAUCGGCAAUAUUGUGAUCGGGGCUACGCGAAAUGACGAUGCAGUCAUGCCAGACCCUUCACAAGCUGAACGCGUCUGUCAUCUCCUUGGUAUUCCCGUUGCCGAGUUCACCAAGGCAGUCCUACGACCGCGGGUUCUUGCAGGGCGCGAAUGGGUUACACAAGCUAGGACGCGUCAACAAGCUUCAGAUGAACUUGCCUCCCUUUGCAAGACCUUAUACGAGAAGUCUUUCGGCAUGCUUGUGGAUCGUAUUAAUCGCGCGCUUGAUCGACCCUCAUCCAAGUCGACGUUCAUUGGUGUGCUAGAUAUCGCUGGUUUUGAAAUCUUUGAUAUCAAUGGGUACGAACAGCUGCUAAUCAACUAUACCAACGAAAGGCUCCAGCAGUUUUUCAAUCACCACAUGUUCGUACUAGAGCAGGAAGAAUACGCUCGCGAGGGUAUCGAAUGGGACUACGUCAACUUCGGACUGGAUCUUCAGCCUACUAUCGACCUCAUCGAGACCAGUGGCAAUGCCAUUGGUGUCCUCAGCUUGUUGGACGAAGAGUGUAUCAUGCCAAAGGCAACUGAUCUCACUUUUACGAACAAACUUCACGCUCUCUGGGCCUCCGAGCCCACACCAGGAGAGGAGGAGCAUCCGGGAAAGCACAAAUAUGAGCCUACGAGGUUCGAACAAGGUUUCCUCAUCCAGCAUUAUGCAGGUCGUGUUGAAUACCGUACUGAUGGCUGGCUGGAGAAGAACAAGGAUCCUCUGAACGAUAACCUCACCCGUGUCUUGGCCAACUCUUCAGAGAAGUAUGUUGCUUCGUUGUUCUCAGAGUUCAGUGAGUCGCCUUCAGCUGUCUCGAAUGGUGCCAAUGCGUUUGCCACCAUGGGGAAGAAGCGCGCCACGAAGAAGGGUGCCUUCCGAACAGUGGCCCAACGACACAAGGAACAACUGGCAAGUUUGAUGUCGCAGCUUCAGGGUACCCAGCCACACUUUAUUCGUUGUAUCGUUCCAAAUACGCACAAGAAGCCAGGUCGCGUCGACGUUCCUCUCGUACUCGAUCAACUGCGGUGCAAUGGCGUCCUGGAAGGCAUUCGUAUAGCGCGACUCGGUUACCCCAAUCGUUUGCCUUUCGUCGAGUUCCGACAGCGUUAUGAAGUGCUGACUCCUGGAGUCAUUCCUCGCGGAUACAUGGAUGGUCGAAAGGCUUGCUUGCGAAUGGUCGACGCUCUGGAGCUUGACAAGUCUAUCUUCCGGAUUGGAACGUCCAAAAUCUUCUUCAAAGCUGGUGUCCUGGCGGAGCUCGAAGAGCGGAGGGAUACUUUACUAUUCGAGAUUUUCUCAAGGCUACAGGCCGUUGCACGUAUGUGGACGGCCAGACGACACAUGAAGAAGAUUCUCAAUCGCGCCGUGGCUAUCCGAACUAUCCAGCGGAAUGCUCGGGUUUACAACGAACUACGAGAUUGGCCAUGGUGGCAGCUCUUUACCAAGGUCCGCCCGUUGCUCGCCGCCACCCGCAAUGACGAGGAGCUUCGUCGCAAAGAGGCUGAACUGAUCCUGGCCAAAGAAAGGGCCGAGCGGGACAAACAGGAACGUGAGGCUCUCGAGAAUCUCAAGAUGCGUUUGGAAUCCGAGAAGAGUAAAGUAGAAGAUGCGCUGGAAGCUGAGCGUGCUUUGGCUCUGGACAAGGACGCGCUGCUUGAACGUAGCAAGAAGCGCGAGGCCGAAUUGGAAGAAGAGAUCAACGCUUUGCAAGCCGACCUUGACACGCUGGAUAACCAACUUGACCGCGCACUGAAGUUGCAGAAGGAAAGUGAGGAGAAGCACGAGACAUUGCGACAAGCUUUCGAUCAAGCAGCAGAACACCUUGUUCGCUUGGAGAGCGAGCAGCAAGAAUGGGUAGCUAAGGAAGCCGAGCUUUCUGCCCAUCUUGAAGAUGCACAGGAGGAUAUCGAUAUAUUGAACGCCGAGAAGGAGGAGCUUCAAAAGGUCGCGGAGGAACUCAAGAACUUAGUGGUUCAACGGGAGGAAGACGUUGCUCGCAUGAAGGAACGUAUGGAGACAGCAGUUUCUGACUUGGACUCUAAGCUUUCUGGCGAGCUUCGUAACCGGGAUGCCCUUCGUAACAAAGCCGACUCUCUCGAGGAGGAAGCCAGACAAGCCAAGGAGCAGCUCACGGAGUUGACCCGAGCGGCGACGGAUUACAGCAAUAUCAUCAAGCAGAAGGAGAGCGACAUCGACCGAUUGUCCUCCGAUCUGGCCUCUUCAAAACAGGAACGAGGACGUCUUCUGAAAGAGAUAACCCAGCUACAAAACGAUAUCGACACCCUUGCGUCCGAAUUGCAAGCUGAGCAGGAGGAACGUAAACACGAUUCUUCGGAACGAUCGAGGCUUCUAGCAGAGCUGGACGAGCUUCGUGCGUCACUUGAGGCAAAAACUAACGAGGAGACUCGACGUUCGGAAGCUGACAAGAGCAAGGAAGAGGAAUUGCUGUCGUUGCGAUCGCAAGCAAACAAGUUGUCGCAAGAUCUUGCCGACGUACGGAAGAAUGCACUUGAAAAUCAGAGUAAACUCAAAGUCAGCUUGGACACUAUUACUAGAGAGCACGCUUCCCUGCAGCAGAGUCAUCGAUCAUUAUCCGACCGAGAGCGUGCUGUCCAAGCUCAACUCAAGAAGGCAGAGGGUGCCUUGUCGGAUGCUGAGAAGGCGAAACGGACGCUGGAGUCGGAACUUCAACUCAUUCGAUCUCGUCAAACAGAUCUGGAUGGUCGGUUGGCUGAAGCAAUUAAGGACAAGGAGGCUUCCGAGCGCAAGCUUGCAACCACACAGUCCAAGUACCAGGAAUUCGAAGACGUCGUUCUGGAACUCGAGCGCGAAAAGGCUGCUCAUGACCGUCAGCUCGAGUCCACCAAGCAACAACUCGAGAGUGAACUUGCCAAGCGAAGCCAAACGGAGAAGUCUCUUGCGGGACAGAAACAAGAAGUCAAUCGCUUGCGAGAUCUAAACGCCAGGCUCAACAAAGAACUCAACAAAGCGCUUGACGAUUUGAAGGCUCGUGAAUGGGAGGUCAAACAGCUAGAGGCACGACAGGACAAGACAAUCGUCGAGCAUGUUCACGUACUUGAGGAGGCGAAGCGUGUCACCGACAAACAACUGACGGAGGCUCAAGAAGAGCUGCAGAAGCAGGCCGCCUAUAUCCGGUCGUUGGAGAAAUCCAAGUCACGUCUCACGACUGAGGCCGAAGACAUGGUUCGAGAGAAGGAACGAGCGGAGGCUGAGUUUAGGUCACAGAAUAAGGCUAUUCGGAUACAGGAAGAAAAGACUAACCGGGCUCUCAAGGAUGUUGAGAACGAACGACAUGCUCGAGAAAUAGCCGAAGCUCAGAUUCGCAAGCUUCAACGAGAAUUACGGUUCGCUCAAACUCAAGUCUCUGACGUUUCCCAACAAUUCGCGACUGCUCAGAAGGCCAAGGAUAAUCUUGAGACCGAGCUCACCAAGCUGGCCAAUGAGACGGAGGCUCCCACAUCCACAGCCAAGUUGCAGCGGCAAUACGAGAGCCGCAUUAACCAAUUGGAGAACCAACUUGAAGAUGCGCUUAUGGCUCAAGACACCGCUUCUAAGAUCAAAGAGCAUGUUAAUCGACAACAUCAGGAAAUUCGGCGACUGGUCUUGAGCGGACCCAAAGACGAUGCUUUCCGUUCUCGUCUGCUCCGUGAGCUGCAAUUGGUUGAUGAAGAGAUGGAACGAGAACUCUCCUCACGUGCGCCGACUCGGGGUGUCCGAACGUUGGCAAAUGUCACUCCUUCCAAGCGUCCCAAUGGCAUUCUUCGUGUCAGGAAAGACUCUGCGCCAGAAUCUCCCCGAACUCCAGACAAACAUGCUCAAGUCAGUGCUCUCAAGCAGGAGGUGCAACUUCUUGAGAUCCAGAUGGCCGCAUCCACUCGUGUUAGACGUCAUCUUGAGGCAUUGCUCCGCGAUAUGACCGCCGAGCUAGAGAAUAGUGAUGGCUCAAAACAGUCUUUGGAACAAUACCGUGCUCGUCUCUCGAAAGAGAACACAAGACUAGGCGAAUUGCUCGAAGACGAAGCUGAAGCUCGUCGGGCGGUGGAAGCGGCUCAAUUGAAGGAUGUGCAGUCGAUGUGGCAGAAGUUCCAGAAGACGCUCCUCGAUGAGCGAGAAAGUUAUUCUCGUCUCGAGGAGUCUCGCAAAGCCUUGUUCGCUCAGCAACGUGCAGCUCACGUCGAACUCGAAGAUCAACGUCGUCAAGUCCAAGAGCUUAGCCACUCCAAGAAGCAAUUGCAAUCCGAGAUUGCGGAUCUCAAGGAUCGUCUUGAGGUGGAGAUGAUGGCGAAGAACGACGAAGCCGCCCUCAGGAAACAACUUCAGCUUCGUAUGCAGGAGCUUGAGAUCACCUCCACUGCCACCUCUGCCGUUCACUCUGAAUUGCAAGCUGCAGUCGAGAGCUACAAGGAGAAGACUGAUUCGUACCUGCGAAGGCUGGAGGAGGCUGAGAUCAGCAAAGCUAAGGCCAUCCGUGCAGAACAGUUUGCUCGCCGUGCUCUUGCCGAUCUCGAGAAGUCGCAUGCUGACAUCGUCGCAGAGAGAAAGUCGAGUUCAGAGCGCCUGAAGGUUACUGAGGAGCGUGUUCGUGAUCUCGAAGCUAAGCUAGAGGAAGAAGGCCGCGAAUCCUCUGACCUUGAACUAUUACGUCAACGUCUGGCUGAAAAGAUGGAGGACGAGAGGAAGCAACAUCAGCAAGAUCUUGCUGAACGUGACUUCGCUGCUGAACAGACUCGCAAGAAGUACCAGGCCGAGUUGGCUCAGCUCAGCGGAGAACUCCAGUCUCAACGGGAUACCAUGAGCCGUCUUCGUGAAGAAACUCGCAAGAUGAGGUCCGACUACGAUGAGCUUCAGCUUCGCUACGACGAUGAAGUCUACAACGGAGGAGCCUGGAAGAAAGAGAAGGAGCGUCUCGAGACCAAGAUCCUGGACCUUACGAAGGCUUAUGAGUCUUCCUCUGCGGCCCAGACCGAGCAGCAAUCUCAGAUUGUUUCCCUUCAUUCUCAAGUGCGCGAACUGCGUAGCGUGCUCAAUGAUGCAGAGGCCGACAGAGCACUCCUGCAGAAAGCCCGGCGAGCAUUACAGGCAGAGCUGGAGUCAAUCAAGCUCGAUCACGUCGAUGCUGGCAAACUGUCGUCUGAGACGGAGUUGCAGAACUUGAGGCUCAAGAAGCAAGAUCUUGAGCGGUCGCUUGAGGAGCAGAACGACCGAGUAUCUAUGGCCUUUGACCGCAUGAAGAAGGCGGAGGGUUACGCAAACGAGUGCCAGAUCGAACUUGGGAAAGUCCGGGUGGAGAAUUCGGAGCUGGAGAAGCUGAAUGCCAACCUGGAGAAGCAGGUGAAAGAGCUGAACGUCAGGAUUGUUGAUCUCGAAACAAAGUCCUUGAACUCUCCACGACCCGCGACGACUUCCAGAAGACUGGAAAGCAGGAUUGAGGAGCUCACCAGCCAGCUCGGCAAAAAUUCUCAGGAAAGCUCUCGUUUGCACCGCUCAGUUGAUAAGAGUGCUCGAGACACCAAGUUCCAGCUAGCAGAAGCUGACCGACAGAGAGCUCGUCUUGAAGAAGAGGUGAAGACAUACGAAACGAAGGUCGUCUCCAUGCGCCAAGCUAUGGACGAAUUACAAACAUCCGAGAACAAUCUCCAGCUUGCCAAACAGCGGGCAGAACGUGAAGCCACAGAUCUCAAGCAGAAAGCCCUCAACCUUGAACUUGAAGUGGAACGGUUGCGCAGCCGUCUGGAACGACCAUCGACUGUUCUCGGUUCUCCUGCGAGUUCCCCUAGGAAAUGAUCUUAGUAUGAAUGCUCAAUAUUCUUCAAGUACUACAUACAUUUUUGGAUUCUUUCACGAUUGUUACGACCUUUACGAUACUUAUACCUGCAUUUCUAUCUCUCCUCGGACAUUGCUGUGUUUUUGUUUACAUAGGUACACUAGGCAUGUAUCAUUAUAUAUCCCCAUGUUCUAUGACAUUUCACGAUUUUUGCUCUUCC